Messenger RNA from Nakaseomyces glabratus, 1695 nucleotides. It is a transcript of the gene TRM44, whose product is annotated as tRNA (uracil) methyltransferase. NCBI's taxonomy places the organism in Eukaryota, Fungi, Ascomycota, Saccharomycetes, Saccharomycetales, Saccharomycetaceae. Gene Ontology annotation, biological process: tRNA methylation. Gene Ontology annotation, molecular function: tRNA (uridine) methyltransferase activity. The record is from RefSeq and is a predicted model, not a curated record.
AUGACUGAGAAGAAGACUGCCCCAAGCUUUCAGUUUAUGAAGGAUGAGAGCACCAGUGUGCUGGGUGGUGAAUGGGUGCCAAUGUACUGCACCGAUGAACCAGUUGAAUUCAGCAAAGGUGAUUUUGAGACCGCCAUGCUAAACGUUAUCAGAGAGCCCAAUAUCAACUCUACUGCAAUUCUAAGAGCAGACAUCCUGGCUGAAAAAUUCUAUGACCUAGAAGGAAAUGAGCAAGAGUUGAGUACUGACGAUAAGCCUGUUUUGAGUGAGAGUUUGCCAUACGAUGCCGACGCAAAGCUUGUUAAUAUCGAUGAUAUAACUACAAGGAAAGAACUUAUAGAAAACAAAGAACUAGAAUUGACAAUUGUGAAAGAAUUUGUGAGAAGAAUGAUACCGAGAAAUCCUUACAAAGAUGCCUUGAUUAACCAAACAUGCCUAGUAUACAACUCCAAAAAGACAGAGAAUAAGGAUACUUCACUUGUGCUAUACAUUCCACAUUUUGAAGAUGAAGCAGAUUGUCCAUUCUAUAUACCUCAUGUUCAAAAAGUGGCAAUCCUUCUGCAUGGCGGUAUACUAUCGGUGCAUUACAUACCAUACGCCGGCCAGAGUGAAGACUUGAGGAAGGAUAAUGAAAGAGUUGUAAGGACAGCUUUUAGAUUAUUACAAACUGCAUAUAAGCACUCUAAAGGUGUAAUGCAAGGAUACGAGAAAAGGGUUAAUCAUGAUCAAGUAGUAGAUAGAGUGCUAUUUCAAGAUACGUACAUCCAACUGAAGAAGAAAUACUCCAAGUUUCUGGUAGAUAACUGGGCUGAGUCUACGGACCCCAAGAAGCAUGUAUUUGAAGAUCUAGCAAUUGCUGCGUUUCUGUUGGAAUUCUGGAAAACUCAAUAUGGUGAUGAUUACAAAACUACUAUGCAAUUUAGGGACAUGGGUUGUGGUAACGGUGUUCUUACCUACAUCCUGAUAAGUGAAGGUGUAAAUGGUGUUGGUAUUGACGCCCGCAAGCGUAAGUCUUGGAGUAUCUAUCCAACAGAGAUACAAAGGCACUUAAAAGAACAGGUUAUUAUACCCUCCAUACUAUUGAGACCAACACCAGAUGUAAGAAGGUAUAUGCCAUACCUGGAAGACAACGGUGCUAUGUUCCCUAUCAAAGUAGAAGAUGGACUAAUAGCACCAGCUACUUUGGUUUAUUCGAGUGCGGAUUUGAUUGCAUCACCAAAUGUGAACAUUUGUGAAUUCCCAGAUAAUACAUUCAUUAUUGGUAACCACUCUGAUGAACUAACAUGCUGGAUACCUCUUUUGGGCUUUCCAUUUAUGGUCAUACCAUGCUGCUCACAUGAUCUGUCUGGUAAGAAAGUUAGGUUCAACACAAGGGUACCUAAAUCGGAGAAAACAACACCUGCUAUGAAGAAUAACAUAAAGAUAAAUUCGAAUAACGUGAAUAACAGCAACAGUACAUAUGCUGGUUUGGUGAAUCAUGUCGAAUAUUUGGCAAAAAAGGUCGGUUGGAAAGUAGAGAAGGAAAUGCUACGGAUACCAAGUACAAGGAAUGCCGCAAUUAUUGGUACAGACAAUGCUUAUGCAAAGGAAUUUCCGACCCCUGAUAUUUACAGGACUAUUGAGGAAGAGGGGGGAGCUUUAACCUGGGUUCAAAAUACAAUGCAAUUAGCGAAAGCAUCUCCAAGAAACCAUUGA